GAUGAUGACGAGGAUGAUGAAAAGAAGAAAAACUGAAAGUAAGUCGCAGUAUAACUUCUGUGGCAUCUGCAUGGACAAAAAGACGGCCUCUGAGUUGUUCGAUAACACCGGCAUUUGCCGUCAUAUCUUUUGCUCAGACUGCAUCAGUCAGCACGUAGCGGUUAAAAUCAAGGAGAACGUAACCAAGGUUAAGUGCCCUGACCCCAAAUGCAAAGGGGUGAUAGGGCCUGAAGCAUGCAGAUCCAUUGUUCCAAAGGAAGUGUUGGAAAGAUGGGAGAGCAUUCUGUGUGAGUCUCUCAUCAAGGAGUCUCAGAAGUUCUACUGCCCAUUUAAGGACUGUUCUGCAAUGCUGGUGGAUGACGGUGGGGUCGUUGUCACACAAUCAGAAUGCCCAAAUUGCAACCGCCUCUUUUGCGCCCAGUGUAAGGUUGCAUGGCAUUGUGGGAUCAGUUGCGUUGAGUUUCAGGGAUCGAAGAAGGGAAAGAGAAAUCGAGAUCAUGAUAAACUGUUAAUAGAUCUUGCAAAGAAGAAAAAAUGGAUCAAGUGCUCAAAAUGCAUGCUUUUUGUGGAAAAAGUUGGUGGUUGUGACUACAUAUAUUGCAGGUGUGGGAAUGGUUUUUGUUACCUGUGUGGACAGUCUUGUGAUCAUGUUGCAACUCAUAGGUGUGAGGUUGUGUCUAAAUGAACUCUUUUCCCUUUAUGAACAUACCCUAUUAUGUGAGGGAAAUAUAUUUAUUAGUGGUGGGUCAGGUUUGUGGUUUGUGAGUCAGGCGAGCUAU
Molecule: messenger RNA, 779 nt
Organism: Helianthus annuus (common sunflower)
Lineage: Eukaryota; Viridiplantae; Streptophyta; Magnoliopsida; Asterales; Asteraceae
Product: probable E3 ubiquitin-protein ligase ARI3
Exons: 2
Coding region: 2-685 (227 amino acids)
Biological process (GO): positive regulation of proteasomal ubiquitin-dependent protein catabolic process; protein polyubiquitination; ubiquitin-dependent protein catabolic process
Cellular component (GO): cytoplasm; ubiquitin ligase complex
Molecular function (GO): ubiquitin protein ligase activity; ubiquitin conjugating enzyme binding; zinc ion binding
Source: RefSeq, a predicted model, not a curated record